Molecule: messenger RNA, 823 nt
Organism: Rana temporaria (common frog)
Lineage: Eukaryota; Metazoa; Chordata; Amphibia; Anura; Ranidae
Product: gastrula zinc finger protein XlCGF71.1-like
Exons: 2
Coding region: 1-732 (243 amino acids)
Biological process (GO): regulation of transcription by RNA polymerase II
Cellular component (GO): nucleus
Molecular function (GO): DNA-binding transcription activator activity, RNA polymerase II-specific; RNA polymerase II cis-regulatory region sequence-specific DNA binding
Source: RefSeq, a predicted model, not a curated record
AUGUGCACAUUUUUUUUGGCACCAGAAUCUCAGACUGUGAGGGACGGCGCCGAAAAGAAGUUUCCCUGUACUGAGUGCGGGAAGUGUUUCCGUUUAAAAUACCAGCUUAAAGAGCAUAACAGAUCUCACACAGGUGAGAAGCCGUAUUCCUGUUCUGAGUGCGGGAAAUGUUUUUCACAGCAGUCCAGUCUUUACACACAUCAGAGAUCACACACGGGGGAGAAGCCUUUUUACUGUUCUGAGUGCGGGAAAUGUUUUUCAAGUAAACCCCAGCUUUCCGCACAUAAGAGAUCGCACACGGGGGAGAAGCCUUUUUUGUGUCCUGAGUGCGGGAAAUGUUUUUCAGGGAGGUCCAGUCUUUACACACAUCAGAGAUCACACACGGGGGAGAAGCCUUUUUCCUGUUCUGAGUGCGGGAAAUGUUUUUCAGAGAAAUCCAAGCUUUCCGCACAUCGGAGAUCGCACACGGGGGAGAAGCCUUUUUUCUGUCCUGAGUGCGAGAAAUGUUUUUCAGAGAAGUCCAGUUUAUAUAAACAUCAGAGAUUGCACACGGGGGAGAAGCCGUAUUCCUGUCCUGAGUGCGGAAAAUGUUUUUCAGAUAAGUCCAGUUUAAAUAAACAUCAGAGAUCUCACACGGGGGAUAAGCCGUAUUCCUGUCUAGAGUGUGGGAAAUGUUUUUCAGAUCGGUCCAAUUUUUACAAACAUCAGAGAUUGCACACAGCAAAGAAGUGACUUUCCUGUCCUGAUUGCGGGAAAUGUUUUUCAGAGAGGUCCACUAUUUACAAACAUCAGAGAUCUCACACGGGAGAGAAGCCGUAUUCCU